UGCCUGAUACACGACCGCGUACUAUGCCGCGGACAGACAGCAAAAAAAAAGGGUCUGGGUUUUUAGCUAAUACCGUUCUUUAAAAUAAUUUCAAUCUGUAUUUACUUGUUCAGUUUCAAUAUACCAUCACAGUGCAGCUGUAUUUUAACAAAACACUUUCAGCCGAGACACGCGAUGGAGAGUGAAUAUUUCUAAGAUAAAAAAAAUAAGUACGUAAAGUUGAACCGGAUAGCUAGCUCAUGAUAGCUUGAAUAAUCGUUGCUGGGCACCAGUCUUUUCGUUUACCGACACUUCCAACUCUGCACGUUUUCUUGUUGUUACGACCGAGCUUGCUAACGGCUCAAUUUAAGCAUUACCUAGGAAACGGGCAUGGCGGAAUUUCUCGAAAAUCCGUCAGUUCUCACGAAGGAUAAACUCAAAAGUGAGCUCACGGCCAACAAUGUGCCGCUUCCCAUCUCUGAGCAGAAGAAAAAUGUAUAUGUUCAAUUGUACUUGAAGAACUUGACCGUUCUGAACCAGAAAAGUCCACUUACAGACAUGUUCUCCAGUGAUGAAGAACUACCUACCCCUAUAGUCUCCAACAAGAGUCUUUCUGGAAGAAAAGCCACCAGGAAGACUGACAAGCCUCGGUCAGAAGAAGUGGAAGUGACAGACCUUACAGAUGCAGGCUUAAAAGAUGAGCUGUUGAAGCAUGGAGUCAAUGUUGGACCCAUAGUUGGCUGCACUCGCAUUCUUUUUGAGAAGAAGCUUCAGAAGCUACUGGAUACACCUGCCGCUGAGGCUACCCCUAGCCUAUCCGAGACUGCCACAGUUACCGCUGCAGCAGUCAAGGCAGACGGCAACCAGAACGGCAACACACUCUCUGACCAGUACAGUGACAAGGAGGAAGAUGAGAUUACUGCUGCUCCUGAACCAGAGCCAGCUCCUGUUGUGGAGAAGCCUGUGAUGAGCAGAGGGAAGACUCCUGUCACCAUCAGGACCAGCAGCAGACGGAGCAACAAGGUGGCGGAUGAGAGUCUAGCAACUGGUGACCAGACCCCUAAGAAGACGGGGAAGAAUGUUGAGGAGAUUCUCGCUAAUGAGAUCCUUUCACCCAUAGGCAUCAGCGCCACCUGCAGGAGAUCGAUCCGUGGUGCGGCUGGCCGACCGGUGAAACCCAGCAACUAUUGGCUGAACAAGUCUCUCCUGGAGCGCUCCAUCUACACAGAGUCUCACUCUGUGUGCAGCUCCCUGGGCUCAGAACCGGCCAGGCCAGGAUUCCUCUCUGUCCUAUUAAAGCUCAUGGUGCUCAUCACUGUAGCCGGUUCCAUCUACUUCGUCAUCCAGCACCUUGAUGCAGAUCAAGUCCAGUCCAUCAAGGGUUUGAUAAACGACGCCAAGGGUCACCUGUGUAGCACGGUUGAUAAGGUGGUAGAUGCCGUGGUCGAUAAUGUGAUUGUGCCGCUGGGCAUCGGGGCCAGCAGCAGACAAAGUGCAGGAGCUGAGGGUGGAGGCAAGUAAGUAAUGCACCUACUCCACCCUGCUCUCUUUUAUUAUCAUUUAUUCCACUAUUUUACCAGGCUGUCCAGUUGAGGUCAAAAGACCUCUUGGUCAAGAGACCUGGCCAUGCCCUGUUUUGCCAUUCCCCCCCCCCAAUCUGGUCACCAACCCCAUCUUCAUCUAUUUAUACAUGGUUGCCGAUGACUGACAUUUAAUCUGGGCUGGUAGGCUGUCUCACCCUGUCCCCUCCUUGUUCACUUCUCCUCGCCCCCCGCUAAGGAGAGAAAGGAGGGGCAUUCAACCUAACCAACACCAGCUUCCUGGAAAACAAACCAACACUUGUCAUGACAGUCUGAAUAGACUCGUUUUUAUUAAGUUGUUUUUAAUCAUAGUGUGAAGUGCAUUUUGUCUAUUCUUUGUAUGUAUUUUUCACUUAUGUGUGUAGAUAGAACUCCCAUGUGAUAUGGUGAGGACAGGUCACAUGCAUGGUUGUAGUUUUUGAAGGACAUGGUUGUAGUUUUUGGGGUGUCUGUUGUGCCAUGCACACUGUUAGAACAUGCAUAGUGCCAGGGUUGAGGUCAAUUCCAUUUAAAUUCCAGUCAAUUCAGAAAGUAAACAAAAUUCAAAUUCCAAAGGUUCCUCAUAAAAAGCUUUGGAGAGAAUGAGAAUUGGAGUGUACUUCCUGAAUUGAAAUGGAACUGAACCCAACCCUGCUACUAAUUACGGAAAUAUCUACAAUUAUUUACAAGUAUUUCUGUAUUUAUUUUGAAUAUACAGUGUAGUAUUAAUAAUAGAGAUAUGUAGAAUAAUGUUUUUAAACUAUGAAUUGAAUGGUGCUCAGGUCUAUUCUAAUUUGCUCUAAGUUAAUUGGAUCACUGCUGCGAGGAGUCAUAAUACUGUCCAAUAGUGUUAAAUAAGGUUUUGUCACUGAAUGAGGAGAAGCCCUUUUUCAUGCUAUAAACUAUGAGUUUGAUUGCUAAAACUAUUAGUUGUCUUUAAACUGCUCGUGUAGAGCCCUCAGUACAUUGAAAAGCUGUUGGGGAGAUGAACUGCAGCAAGUAAGCCUGGUCCCAGAUCUGUUUGUGCUAUCUUGCCAACUCUCUUGGUCAUUUUCAGGAGGAGUUGGCUGGACAGCAAAAGCAGAUUUGGGACCAGUCUAGCAGUAAGUGGUCUGGUAGUUGAAUGGCUCAUCAUAGUACCAGAGUUGAAGUGUGAUGACCAAAUCCCAGUAUAGCUUUGUGUGCAUUUGUGUUUCAUCUUUAGUGCUUUGUUGCUCUGAAGAUUCAAGAUCCUUCAGUCCUAUCUAAAGGGCAUGUACACCAUAGCAAAAGGUUUUGAAACAGGAAAACACAAAUGGGUAGUCCUUAUUGGACAAAUAUUCCCUGAUUCUGUGUUUUUUUCCCCAUGUGGUGCCGAAUGAACACGACCUAGGACUGGCUGUCUUUAUAUUUAGUGCAUCCACACAACCCUUCCUAAUGGUUGCAUACAUACUGCUAUGGAUCUUGGAAGAAUUAUAUUUUUGCAAGAGCAAGUAAAUGGCUCAUGAUCCUAUUCUAAUUUUAAUGAGUCAAAAACUCAGAGUUUGCCUCUUGUAUAAUUCAUCUUGAUAGCAGAGGUAAUACUAAUGGGGACAAUAAUUACCUGAGGAGACUAAUGGUAAAAGUGAUAGCCACUUAUGUUGACCAGUUACUGACUUUCAUUUGUCAAGAAGUUGACAUGUUCAUCCACACUGUUUAAAAAAAAAAAAAACGGUUAUUUAUUUAUUUCCGUAUUUUUCUAAUGUGAAUUGUGAAAUUUUUUAUUAUUUUAUUGUAGAGAAAUAAAGUACCAUAGGUGAAAGUGCUAUCCUAAAUCUGAACCUCUUUGUUUACUUGUUACACAAGUGAAUAUAUUAAAGAUUAAAUGUUUUUGACUUUGAUCAGGCAGCUAGCUUCCCAAGCAAGGAUGAAAGUAUAUUGUGGGGUUAAGGUUUUUUAUCUGUUUUUAUUUCUAAUAGAUAAUAUCAUUAAAUAAAUGUGGUUAGUCAAUUCUC
Molecule: messenger RNA, 3511 nt
Organism: Salmo salar (Atlantic salmon)
Lineage: Eukaryota; Metazoa; Chordata; Actinopteri; Salmoniformes; Salmonidae
Product: lamina-associated polypeptide 2, isoforms beta/gamma
Molecular function (GO): DNA binding
Source: RefSeq, a predicted model, not a curated record